UUGGCCAUGGCACGUGUGGUGAACCCCCAAAAGAAAUACGUGGACCUAGACAUAUAUCAAAGCUCAUACAUGGUCGACUAUAAGCCCUUCGGGAAACACAAAUACUCCAGAGUCACACCGCAAGAGCAGGCCAAGCUUGACGCUCAGCUCCGGAACAAAGAGUUUUACCGGCCUAUGCCCAACCCCAACCCCAAGUUGGAGGAUGGGUACCCUGCAUUCAAAAGACCCUACAUGACUGCAAAAGACUUGGGAGUCCCUGGCUUCUUCCCACCACAGGACCUGGUAACCCCUCCCAAGGAGGAGUGCAGGUUCACCAACACCUGCCGCUUCGCAUACCCAGCUUCCCUGGCUCUGUACAUGGCCCAGUUUGACCCCUACUGGCUUCAUCAGAGCAAAGACUUCCCGUGCCUCAUGGAGCCUGAGCUGCAGCCUGCUCCAGAAGUAGCCAAAGGCUACCUUCUACUCCCUGGCUGUCCUUGUCUUUCUCACCAGAGAGUCAAAGUCCCCAUCUUGAAUAGGUGGGGACCCUUGAUGCCAUUUUACCAGUAGAAGUGUGAGAAUACCUGUUGUUUCAAUGCAUGAGGAAAUCCAUGCCAUUGCUCA
Phodopus roborovskii (desert hamster) is the source of this 603-nucleotide messenger RNA. RefSeq names its product testis expressed 37 (gene Spmip9). The record is from RefSeq and is a predicted model, not a curated record. Gene Ontology annotation, cellular component: cytoplasm. Bases 7 to 549 code for a protein of 180 amino acids. The transcript has 3 exons. Lineage: Eukaryota; Metazoa; Chordata; Mammalia; Rodentia; Cricetidae.